AUGGGUCAAACACUAUCGGAGCCGAUCGUCGACAAGUCGUCCGACAAGGGCGAAGAUGACCGCCUCCUCUACGGCGUGUCGGCCAUGCAGGGCUGGCGCAUCAGCAUGGAAGACGCCCACACCACUGUUCUUGACCUACUCCAGAACUUCCCCCUCGCCGCCAAGUCCCACGCCUCGAAAAUCAGCUUUUUCGGUGUAUACGAUGGCCAUGGAGGCGAUAAAGUAGCCCUGUUCGCUGGAGAGAACGUACACAAAAUCGUCGCCAAACAAGAGUCUUUUAAGAAAAGCAAUUACGAGCAAGCCCUCAAGGACGGCUUUUUGGCUACUGACCGAGCCAUCCUAAACGACCCUAGGUAUGAGGAGGAGGUAUCGGGCUGCACUGCCUGCGUCGGCCUCAUCACCGACGACAAAAUCUACUGCGUGAGUUUCCGUCUUUCAUUUCCCUUUUCUGAGUCGCGCUUAUGGCCUGCUAGCGGAUUGCUGACCCGUGGCCCCCUCUUCCAGGCCAAUGCCGGUGAUUCCAGAGCCGUUCUCGGUGUCAAGGGUCGUGCAAAGCCAUUGUCGUUCGACCACAAGCCACAGAAUGACGGUGAGAAGGCGCGCAUCACGGCUGCCGGCGGCUUCGUCGACUUUGGUCGUGUCAACGGCAACCUUGCCCUGUCCCGUGCGAUUGGCGAUUUCGAAUUCAAGAAGAGCGCCGAGCUGUCUCCCGAGCUUCAGAUUGUCACUGCGUAUCCCGACGUGACCGUCCACGACCUUACGGACAACGAUGAGUUCCUCGUCAUUGCUUGCGACGGUAUUUGGGAUUGCCAGUCCUCGCAGGCUGUUGUCGAGUUCGUCAGACGCGGUAUUGCCGCAAAGCAGGACCUCGACAAGAUUUGCGAAAACAUGAUGGACAACUGCCUUGCCUCCAACUCUGAGACCGGCGGCGUAGGCUGCGACAACAUGACCAUGUCCAUUGUCGGUAUCCUCCGUGGCAAGACAAAGGAGGAGUGGUACGAGGAGAUCGCCCGGCGGGUGGCUGAUGGCGAUGGUCCGUGUGCCCCGCCCGAGUAUGCGGAGUUUCGCGGCCCGGGCGUUCACCACAACUUCGACGACAGCGACAGCGGCUACGACAUUGAGACUGACCACCGGUCACAAUCGUUUGGCAUCGGCGGCAACCGGGGAAGAAUAAUUCUUUUGGGCGACGGUUCCGAGGUCCUGACUGACUCGGACGAUACGGAGAUGUUCGACCGUGAAGACAAAGACCUGGAUAGCCAGGUCUCCAAGGCGUCCGCCUCGUCGGACGAUGAGACGGACGAGACCAAGGCGAGCGACGUGAAGAGCGAGGGUGCCGCAGAUGGCGCCGCAGUCAAGGUGGAGGACAGUUCCAGUGGUGCCGAGACAACAGAAGCCUCAAAGCCAGCGGAUGCCGAGGCGCCUGCCGCUGAUGCAUCCGCCAAGUAG
Sporothrix schenckii 1099-18 is the source of this 1446-nucleotide messenger RNA. RefSeq lists its product as uncharacterized. The record is from RefSeq and is a predicted model, not a curated record. Gene Ontology annotation, biological process: protein dephosphorylation. Gene Ontology annotation, molecular function: protein serine/threonine phosphatase activity; cation binding. The coding region runs from base 1 to 1446 and encodes 481 amino acids. The transcript is spliced from 6 exons. Lineage: Eukaryota; Fungi; Ascomycota; Sordariomycetes; Ophiostomatales; Ophiostomataceae.